AUGGCACCUGCUACCCUCGUCGCCCUAGUUGCGUGGCUCUCCCUUUCACAGCGCGCGAGCAGCAACGUGAUAGUCCACCCAUCGCUCACAGACUUUUUCGUUGACAGCAUCGGGGACCACAUCUUUACCUCCUUCCAUAAUGUGAUUAGCAAAAGGAUAUCCUCGCCCAGCUGUUCCAGUUCGGCCGACACCACUUGCCACCUGGUCCAAGCCGGGGCCAUUGGCUGUCCAGCUGAACAAACCGGUCAGGAGGGAGAAGAUAAGCCAAUUAAGAAGAAGAAGAAAAAAAAAAAAAAAGUUACCUACCACGAACAGGACGACGAAAAAUAUACCUACCUACACACUACGCCGUUUUAUGCGAGCCCCACAGAGGACAUUUUUUCACCUGGUGUAGAAUGGCAAAAUGAAGAGCAUGGCAGGAGUGGAAGGGAAGCUGUGACGGAUAAAGAGGGAAGGAAUGUGUGGAUGAAGGGCUUGCACUUCCUGGUUGACCUAUUCACUUCCCUAACGAAGAGGAAGGAACAUCAAAUGAGCACAACGAAGAAGCUACCCCCAUCCCAUUUCAUAAAUUAUAACAGAACGAACAUAUUAGGAGAGGUCUGUGAAUUCAAGGAGGGUCCUACAACCAAAUACAAUUUUAAAGGCCUGUUCAUAGGUGAACACUUGAAUGACGCACAGAACUUAUCGUUUCUGUCUCCACUCUCUUUAGCCGUUGAAGAAAUUGACUUCAACAAAACCUUUAUGCAAGCAUGGGACGUGGAGUCCUCCUCGAGUUACGUCUUUUUGAAUAAUGGGGACAUGUGGAGGGGGGAGAAGAACAAAAAAAAGGAAGAUGAGGGAUCUCGUGGGGGCGAUGUCGCUGUGGGGAGGGAGAAUAACACCACCUACCUUUCAGGGGAAGCCACAACUGCUCAUUUGAAUAGAGCCGACGGCUGGGUCGGCAGCGUCAAUCCUAUGGUGGACCUCGCCCAGCGUCUGAAGGAAAACGCCCCCAUUAACAAGCACAGCACGGAGCGCAGCAAGGAGAACAGCACGAAGCGCACGACAGAUGGAGAGGCCCACGACCACACGUCCCCGCCGCAAACAAACGAAGCGCAAACAAACGAAGCGCACACAAACGAAGUGCAAAAAAAAAACGUCACACCAACCACCAUCAGCAACAUAUUCAAAACGCUACGGAUACCAUCUGAAACGAACAACUGUGAUGGGAUGGUAAAAAUUAAUAAGCAAAUGAACGUGGGGGUAUGUACAAGGCAAAGUAGGGCAGGGUCACUAUUCCCAUUACUACUAAAGAAGACACUAAUCAGUAGCUCCCCUUUUACAAAACGUUUUAAGAAAAAGGAGAAAAAUCACACUGACCACCAAUUCACUUGUGCAUUCUUCCGCUCCAUUAACCAUUGCGAGAUUGUCCUUUUUUUUAAAAAAAGUACAUCACCAGGUGGUGCUAUUAUGGGACGGGCAAGUCACAAGACAAAUUCGCAUGAACAAACACAGAGGGGAACCAACUUCAUCACCAAACAAGUUUUGAAACUCACAAGUAAUGCAUUAUACAAAAAAUGGGCAAAGGUAAACUACAAUAAAGAACCCGUCCAUAUGGUGUCUACGAACCCGUUAAAGAAUCUCACUGUUUAUAAAAAUUAUGAAUAUAAAAAAAAUUUGUUCAAACUGCAUGCAGGUUACAAUGGCAUAAGUACAAGUGUCAUGGUUGUGAGAAAUUAUAAAAAGAAGUUUCUUCUAAAUUUUAUUUUCCAUGUCGACGUAUGUUAUAAUGAGCUCUACGUGAAUAACGACAUUCAGCUCCGUUAUGUGAACUCGGGUGUAAAGCCCGCUCUGAUCUUGAAGGGCGCUUGGAGUUCGUGUGCGUUGGGGGCGCCACUCCAUUCUUACAAACACAGGGACGGGGUAGAGGCUCAACGUGUGGGAGGGGUAGAUGCAGAAGUAGACGGAGCAGUAGAUGCAGCAGCAGAUGGCGAAGUACAUGGCGAAGUACAUGGCGACGUAGCAGAUGCACCUCCUCAUGAAUCCCCCCAACCGGAAACGGGCACAGGGAAAAUCUACUGGUACAAACAAAUUUUCAACGACAAAGUAGAACCUGCGAAACGGUACAAGAGACUCAAAGCAUUGUAUUUGCAGAAUCCUCGUUUUGAGGAAAACAGAGAAAGGACAUACUGGAUGGACAAGCUUGUACGCGAGAGUGGGGACGUCCUCUUGUUGUCCCCGAAGGGAUCAGUGGAGUUCAAAACACCAGUCGUUGUUAGCGACCUGUACGUGCGUCUUCACCCGAACCCGCUAUACAGGUCCUCCUGUGGGGAAAGUGGAAAUUCACAAACGACCGCACUGGAUCAGCGUCUUACCGCUGGGACAGGAAAUGGGCCAAACAAUACACGCAGCAGUGGGCACGGUGCAUCCGUGCGGAAUGACCCUCCCCCCUUGGAGACAUGCACACAGGGGAAGCCAUACAACGUGCACGUCCUUUUUAACUUUUACCUUAACAAAAGCAAAAAGUACUCAUCCGCGGCGGAGGUCUACGUAGAUCCCCUAAACCCUGCAACCCAUCACCAACGUGACAACCGCCGACACACCCCUGGAUGCACGAACCCACUAAACGUGAUGACACUGCUCCAAGGAAACAUAAGUCAGUACAGAAUUAACAGAAUUGAAAUCGAGUACUCACUUAGUCCUCACCCACUUGUACAAAGAGACCCAUCCAUUCACCACACCAGGAUGCCCUUCCUCAUAUCACUGUGUAAUGUCACAUUGAACCAGAGUCAAAAGGUGUAUAAUUACGUGCCUACAUUUUUCGUGCCCAGGGGGGACUUCCUCCAGCUGCUCAGCCGAAUCGAGCCCAACGAGGGGGACUCGGCCAGCACCACCAGCACGGAGGACAACCCCAACAGGUUCGUCAACAGCACCUCCUUCUCCAUCUUCUCCUCGCUAAGCGAAUCCAUUUUCUGGGCGCACAUAAUUCAGUUCGCAUGUGGCGUUAGCCAAUGCCACUAUGAUGAAGCCACCGAACGAUUUCUUGUGACCACCUCGGGAGGACGACACGAGGGGAUGACCCAAGUCAGGCAAGAGGGGGGAGUUCCCUACAAACGGCCCUUCCAACCCAACGCGCACAUCACCCCAGCCGUCAGGGACGACAACACAGAGGAAGGAGAAGACAGCCAGCUGAGCCAAAUUCAGAAGGCGUAUUUAGACUUCCUGAAAAGGGGAAAACCAAGUGACGGAGUGAGCGACACGGAGCGUGCGACCCACAAUAACGGGCCUGAGCACACGACGCACAGUGACGAGACCAAUGAGCCCAGACCCCCCCAACUUCCCCCACAGCGCAAAGAACAAACAGUUGCUUACGACAUGACCAGCGUGCUCCACCUCGAGCACAAACAAAAAAAGUACCUCAUCCCCCCGUACCACAAGGGGAUAUACAUAUGUGUAGAAAGUGAUAGGAACCAAUUAGUAUACAACCCAAAGGACCUUAUAUUUUACAUAAAGAAAAGCGAAAAGGAGCAUGUAGGUGAUGACACUAGAGAUCCUUUACCUGCCUUGUGGAUCUACUCAGCCCUCCUACCAACAGAAUGUGACUUGCUUCAUUUUUCCUUCCUCACGAAAAAUAACUUCACCCUAAAGAUGAUUCAAACGAAUGACACAAAAUUUUAUUUUAAAAAUGUGAUACCCUUAACUCGCUACGAAGAUUACGCAGAUGUGGAUACACACCACAGCGAGCAGGUUGUACAAAUUAGUUUCAUAGAUUUGAAACAGAAUGGGUUCACAUCUGACUUCCUCGGCCUCACCAUUGAUAAUCAGCUGUACAGGGCCAAGGUCAUUGAGUUCCUCCAGAGUAAGUUUAGUACACUGGUGCAGUUCGCCUCGGAAGACAUGAGUAGCUGA
This is a messenger RNA of Plasmodium fragile, 3888 nucleotides long. RefSeq lists its product as uncharacterized. The record is from RefSeq and is a predicted model, not a curated record. Lineage: Eukaryota; Apicomplexa; Aconoidasida; Haemosporida; Plasmodiidae. The transcript has a single exon. The coding region runs from base 1 to 3888 and encodes 1295 amino acids.